Molecule: messenger RNA, 862 nt
Organism: Annulohypoxylon truncatum
Lineage: Eukaryota; Fungi; Ascomycota; Sordariomycetes; Xylariales; Hypoxylaceae
Exons: 2
Coding region: 152-628 (158 amino acids)
Source: RefSeq, a predicted model, not a curated record
AUGACACUUGCUCUUGCAGGAAUAUACUCCGAGCUAUUCUCUGAAAUCGUACAUUUCACUCAGAAUAUUUCUCUAUAAAAGGUCAUAGAUCAUAAGAUACUCGGUUUUGCCGAAGAAUUGACAAUGACAGCCUCACAUACCAUAUUAUAAUAUGAGGAUUUCUGUCUUUCUUUUUAAUUCUACCCUCCUAGCCGCUUCUACGCUGGCUUGGAGGGGCCCACUUCCACGGGCCGAACCAUCGGGCUCUUCUCCUUCAAUGCCUUCUCCACCGGCAGGCGAGUCUCCUUCUCCGGGUGGAGCCGUUCCGACUCCCGGCAAUCCUGGCCCAUCACCCAGCGGCUCUCCAGGCGGCCCUAAAUGCGGCAAAGGAUACACUUACUGCGGUUACAUGCUUACCUCGAGCGGUCACAACUUCGGCUCCACUGAUAUUAGCAAGGCUUACUGCAACGGCUUGCAAGAGCUCUGUGCUAAUGGCAAGCCAAAGACGGAUGUUUCUGAAGCUGUCUUCGUCUGCAUGAACGAUCAGCCGUCUACGGUUGAGCUCCUGUGCGCUUGUGGUGGCAAGUGUCGCAACGACGCCGAGACCAACUUCAUCGCUCACUGCGACAAACCUUGCAUCAACAAUUAAGCACACACUUAACUUGAACAUGUGGAGAGGGCGGAGAGUGGGAGUUUACCCAAACACUCACUUUGUUUUGGGAAGGUCAUGUGGUUAAUGCGAGCAGAAAUUCGUAGUAGUUUCACUGUUGCAGCAUCGCUCGUUAGUCACAUCAUGAAUGUAUGUCGAAUUGCAUUUCUUUUCAUAGCGGCAUUUAUACCACAGCCAUAGCUUUGGCUUAUUCCCAUAUUUCUGAAUCCCUAC